Molecule: messenger RNA, 945 nt
Organism: Physella acuta
Lineage: Eukaryota; Metazoa; Mollusca; Gastropoda; Physidae
Source: RefSeq, a predicted model, not a curated record
GAGAAACGACAAAAUGCAAACCAAAAUUCUAAUUUUGAUUUCCCUGAUCAUUGUUGUUCGUUCAGAUGUAUUUGAGAUCUCUGAGCUAGCACCAGCCAGAUAUUGUGCUAAUGGAUAUCAGGCUGGCGCAGAUGGUCCUCGGUAUACUUUUAAAGCCAACUUUACAGGCGCCUAUUCACAGUUUUUUGGCGGUUCUUACCUACUACACGACGUGAUUUCUGGCGUUGGAAGACAAGAACCAUGUCUAAACAGUUCACGUGUUUAUUGUGGUACUCGUCAAGGGCCGUGCACUAUUAAUACAAGACAGAAGAGUUCUAGACUAUUCAUGCUUUUGCCAGAGUAUGGGUGCGAAUCUAGUGAUGCUUAUUUUAUGUUAAGUUGGUCCAUUACUAAAGAUAAUCGCACGAUUUAUGGCAAUACAAAUAGGCUGGAACUUGGUCCCAUAAGCAAAUAUCAUGUGGUCGGCUUUUAUAACCCAAAUGAUAAUGAUUUUGGAUACAGGAGAGAUCUGAUGCUUGGACAAAAUGGCUGUCAAAUUUAUGGUCCCCCGUUGGCCUGGAGAGGAAUCUCUACCUUACAAGUUUGUGCCUGUUGUGAGCCUGUUGCACGUAACAUGCGAGUGACUUUCGCUAAUUUAACAAUAUAUAACGUAGCCUUGCCGGCGAAUAACAGAACCUGUAUGGAAAUCGAGUAUCACUUCACUGGCGUCCCUUACUUCGUUAACGUAGACAUACCAACACCAAACGCAUACUGCGCCAGCGUAGGGAAUUUCUACUGCUGGGUCAACCCAAGGCAAUAAAUAAAGCUAGUCGAAAACGUAGAUGGAGACACGUCAAAUUCGAUGUUUAAAAAGACGCGCAUAUUUUGGAAGCUUGUAAAUUAAUUCAAAUUGCUGAAGUAAUAAAUUUUAACUUUGUUAAUUGUAUUGAAAAAUAAAGUCCGUGU